Ilex paraguariensis (yerba mate) is the source of this 2016-nucleotide messenger RNA. NCBI's taxonomy places the organism in Eukaryota, Viridiplantae, Streptophyta, Magnoliopsida, Aquifoliales, Aquifoliaceae. The record is from the annotation of a GenBank genome assembly.
GCUAUCCGAUGGCUGAGCAUGACCGCAUCCCGUGCACUCUCUGUCUUUCUCUGGUGUUAGUAUAUCACGUUAACGUUGGGCGGGACCACCGGCCACACCGCCAUUAAUACUCUUUUCUCCCAUCUGCCUCCUAUCUCUCUCCCCCUCUCUUUCUAAUCGCUCCAUUUCUCUCUGUCUACUUGUCAACAGUUGUGUGAGGAUUUUAAUGAACCAAAAUUCGAAGAGUGGUCAACCUAGCCUGUCUCAGCUUCGGCGAAGGUUCUCAUAGACCCACGGAAAAACCACAUAAGCGACAGAAUUACAAAAUUCAAGCCUCCUCCUCCACUCUAAACUUUCUCUUUCAGGAAAAUAUUCAUUAGUUUUUCACUGAAAUAGAGUCCCAUAGAAGUUUUGUGAAGGAAGGAACCAAGAGGGUAGUUUGUUUUCUGGGAGGUAGUUUCCAUGGGGAUUUGCUUGAGUGCUCGAAUUAAAGCCGAAAGCCCAUUUCACACAGGUGUGAAUUCCAAAUCUGUUAGCACAAAUGGGAAUGAUCUAAGCAAUUUGAGUGACAAGGUCUCAUCAAUAUCAGUCCCACCAACUCCUCGGAGCGAGGGUGAGAUCUUGCAAUCGCCCAAUUUAAAGAGCUUUAAUUUCUCUGACCUCAAACUAGCUACGAGGAACUUCCGUCCUGAUAGUGUGUUAGGAGAAGGUGGUUUUGGCUCGGUUUUUAAAGGAUGGAUUGAUGAACAAUCAUUCACGGCUACCAAGCCUGGGACGGGCAUGGUGAUUGCCGUGAAAAGGCUCAACCAAGAAGGUUUCCAAGGUCACCGCGAGUGGUUGGCCGAAGUGAAUUAUCUGGGGCAGUUUUGUCAUCCUCAUCUUGUGAAUCUGGUUGGGUAUUGUCUGGAGGAUGAACAUCGGCUAUUGGUGUACGAAUUCAUGCCUCGUGGCAGCUUAGAAAAUCAUUUGUUCAGGAGAGGUUCUUAUUUUCAGCCUCUUUCUUGGAGCCUUCGUUUAAAGGUUGCGCUUGGAGCUGCAAAGGGGCUGGCUUUUCUUCACAGUGCAGAAACAAAAGUGAUAUAUCGGGACUUCAAAACUUCUAAUAUUUUACUCGACUCGAACUACAAUGCAAAGCUCUCUGAUUUUGGGUUGGCCAAGGAUGGGCCAACAGGUGACAAAAGCCAUGUUUCUACUAGGGUUAUGGGAACAUACGGAUAUGCAGCUCCCGAAUAUCUAGCCACAGGUCAUUUGACUGCCAGGAGUGAUGUAUAUAGUUUUGGAGUAGUUCUGCUUGAAAUGCUGUCUGGCCGAAGAGCAGUAGACAAGAACAGGCCAUCAGGAGAACAUAACCUUGUAGAAUGGGCCAAGCCAUACCUGGCCAACAAACGCAAAAUUUUCCGUGUUCUGGAUAACCGUCUUGAAGGCCAGUACUCAUUGGAGGUAGCCCAGAAGGCAGCAAACCUUGCAUUGCGAUGCCUGUCUGUAGAACCGAGGUUCAGGCCAACCAUGGAUCUGGUGGUAAAAGAACUGGAGGAACUUCUGGAUUCCAAGGAAAUGGCAAACAAUCACAGCAGCAACCGGAGCAAUGGGUCUAGACCUCGUAGAUUAAGUGCAGAUGAUGCUAGGAGUAAGAACACUCCAGCUGCUUAUCCGAGGCCAUCUGCUUCCACCCUUUAUGGCAAGUAAAUCAAUCAAUUGAAUUGUCAUUGGGAACGCAGGAAUUUAACUAUAUUUGGUAAGCGAUUGUACAGUUGAUUGUACAGUUGUUUCGGCUAAAUGUAUUCAAGAUCAAGCUUUUUGUUGACAAAAUUUCUUGGUGAGUUUGUAAUCACUAAUAUCUGCCAGGUUGUGUGUUUGUGGGAUUGUUGCCAAAAUGUUUGUAGUACUAAGUAGAGAGCUAAGAUAAGUGAUGGUAGCUCUUCUUACUGGUGGGAAUUUUCCAUUUUCCCCUACAAAAAGGGAUGUUUUUCUUCUACAUGUAAAUUAGUUUAUUACAAUUUUUUGAUUGUGUUCUUCAAAAAGAAUGGAAAAGCAAAU